Molecule: messenger RNA, 6872 nt
Organism: Mizuhopecten yessoensis (Yesso scallop)
Lineage: Eukaryota; Metazoa; Mollusca; Bivalvia; Pectinida; Pectinidae
Exons: 3
Coding region: 228-1340 (370 amino acids)
Source: RefSeq, a predicted model, not a curated record
AGAUUUCAACAGCUAAAGUCAUUUAAGGACGUGCUUCCAUGUGUGUUAUGUUAGUGUGGAUGUGUGGAUGUGUGCCGGAGACAGGGUUGGUUCUUUCUUCAUAACUGUUAUACCGUGCACCACAAUGGACAGCAAAUAGCUCCUCAGCACCACAGAACAAGCUAUUACAAAAGUUGCACAUAUCCUGUACAGUCCUUGUCAUCCUUGCUGAACAAACCGGUCUCGAGAUGUCGCAGAAGUGGCAGAAGUAUUACGUGUUAACUGUCCUCCUGGUAACCAUUUUAACAUUAUACUUUAUCAAAGAACUCACAUCUACAAAAUCACUCUUGUCGGAUUAUCAACACAAAAUCAAUUGGUCUGAAUAUUAUGAGUCAAUCUUUCAAAAUUCGCAUGUAAAGUUGUUGCAAAAAUCAUAUCCAGGGGUAACCUGCAACACCAAAAACACGACAUUUAUAGAAAAUAUGGAUAUUGUGGCGAGCUAUAAGUUUAACGUCUCGUCCAAGUAUCUCCAAGAUUUGUCGCUCGACCAAAGUGGUGUUGAUAGACUUUCUACACCAUUGACUCAACCAGCAAAAUAUCCCACCUUUGUGACAGCCGCUUCAAGCAAUCAUUACAAGGAAUCGAUAGCCAUGAUUAAUAACUACCAUCGAUUAUUAGGUGUCCAUCCAGAUUUGAAGAUGAUUUAUUUUGACAUUGGUCUGUCCGCGCAACAACAUAGUGAGAUGAAAGAAUAUUGUAAAUGUGAAAUGCAAACUUUCGAUUUCGGAAAAUACCCUAAACAUGUUGCUAACCUAAAGGCGUACACAUGGAAACCAAUUAUUAUCCAGACAGUGUUGAAGGAUCAUGAUUUCGUCCUUUGGAUGGACGCUUCAAUAAGAUUUAUUGGAAAACCAUUAGAUAUGUUGUUCCGGCUUGCAAGACAAAGGGGAUUACAGUUUUUUCCCGGAGGUGGUGCAGUUAUGCAAAGAACAUCUGAAAUUACAUUUAAAUUCCUCAACGAAACGCCGUGUAUGUUUAAUUUUCCCGAAGCUGAAGCCACUACAUUUGUUAUCAGCAGAAAUAGGUUUACUAUGGAGUACUUUAUGAAACCGCUUGUUUUGUGUGCUCUCUCUUGGAACUGUAUGACGUACCAGAACAGUAAUGCUGACUUACACUGUCCAGGAAAGCGUAAAGUUCAUGAUUGUCAUAGAUUUGACCAAACUAUGAUGGGAAUCUUGACUACUCGACUUUUUCGUGAGAAGAGGAGACUUGUACAAUUUGAUCUCAAACCUGUACACACAGUUAAACGAGGAACCCAAGGUACAAUAAAUAAAUCGCCACCGACGAUCAAGAAGGGGUGAUCAGGCACCCAAAUCAACUUUGUGACGUGUCGGAUUGUACUGACCGUUAACCCCUAAUUAAUAACUGUGACAAAUGCAUAGAUCCGCGAUCUCAUUUCAAACAUUAUGCAUGACAAUUAGUUAUUACAUAUGUCAUGCAUGUAAUACGUACAAUUCUUUUUCUUUCUUUUUGUGGAAGUUAAAGGUACAAACGCAAGCUUGGUCAUAUACAAAAUAUGUAUGGGGAAACUGCACUGAUGUAAGGAACACCAAAUUAACAUAAAUUCAAAUAAGUGCACCGAUCUUCAAAUAAUUGAAGAUAUGUACAAUUUCAAUCAAAGAUAGGUUCAAAUAUGACAAUUCAGUCUAUCUUCAAUUAAUUGUAUCCGUCUUCAAUUGAAUUUGAUCUUUCUUCAAUUAAUUGUACCUGUCUUUAAAUAAUUGAGGGAUAGGUACAAGUAUUUGAAUAUAUGUUAAUUUAGCGUUCUAUACUGAUGGGGUAGAACUUAGAGGACAUCUUUAUUUAUUUCUAAAAGAAAAAAAGAAAAGAAAAAAACGAAAUAAUGAGAAAUAGUGAUAACAAAGUUAAAUAAUCAACCUGAUACGAAUUAAAAUGGUAAAUGCUGCUACGUAUACCCUGGAAGGUGAAACACGUGGGUGCUUACACUGAGUAACCAACCUCACAAAACAAUUCAGCAACAUGCCGUGACAUAUACGACACGUUGAUUAUAAAUAAACAUUACAACACUUUCUGUUACUUACAUACAUUCUUCAAUGCACAUCCACACAAUACAUCAGGAAACGUAAACACGUCCAGAAACACAGAGCAUCUAAUUCCGAACACAUGUAGACCGCCAUUAUCAUACAGUAAGUAAACAACAAACAUUAACACGACACAUUUAGUUUCCGGAUCGAAUCACUUAUUUUGAAUAAUUGCAUUGCAACUAAGAUUACUUGUUUAAAAGUAGGGCCUACAGGGAGUUUCCUUACGAUAAUAAGUAUAAUAAUACAAAAUGGAUUGAGGUAAGUGUGUGUGUAAACCGGAUGCGAAAAAAAUGAGAUAUUAUUAGAUACACACUUAGACUUGCCCCUGUCUCUAUAAUGUAAUAUAGAUAUUGAAUUAUUAAAAAAAACUCUAAUAAUUGUGUACAUUUAGAUGUCUGAUUCUAAAUGUUCCAAAAGUUCUAAACUAGGUGGAGAUAAGCUAUACAACAUCAACUACACAUUGUCAGAGGGUGAAGUUAAGGAGAAGCCAAUGUACUCUCUUGUAGCUAUUAGGAACUUCUUUAAGAAUUCCCUUAAAAUACACGAUGACGUCGUAGCACAGAUGUUGUUUCAAGCGGUACACAGGUUACCUAAUGGCCCCAUAGGCAAGCGGAACAUUAUUGUUAGAUUCCUGUCACUUAUGGACCGAGAUUUCGUCCUCAACCAAGCAUUGUCGGUACUUGAGCCCAAGUCAGGUUUUGCUGUCGUUCCGGAUCUUCCAUUUUCUCUUGCCAAUCUGCGAUAUGAACUUCUUGGAGAACGGAGGCAGAUGAGACAAGAGGAACGGUCAAAAUAUAAACUUAUCUACUUGAAAGAAGCGCCAUUCCUGAAGCUGGUUAAAAAGAGGUAGAUAUGGGGACCGAGAAAAUAUGUAUGGACUUAAAUUGUAACAAACUUUGUGUGGCAAAAUGUAUGAAAUAAACUUGUCUAUGUCUAUGUUAAACACCUUCUAUUUCAAUUAUCUUAGAUUGCAUUCCGAUUGGCAAAUUCAUGUCGCUAAGCACUUUUUACAAUCGGGCCCUUGCAUUUGAGGCAAAAAUAAUGUUUCGGUAACUUUUUUUUCAUAACACUAAACAAUGGUUAAUGGUUUGUAAUUCACGGUAUUGAAGUGAAGCGUGAUCACGACAAAUGAUAACGGAGAUAAAAGGUGUUUCAUAUCACAUGUAUCUAUUUCAUAACAUGCUCUAAUGAUAUAUUCCUACGAGCAAGCGCCCAUGGUGUGACUCGAGAUAUGCUGAUUACCUGUGUACAGGUAAGUCGGGGAUGUAUAAAGCGCACAUGCUCAUGGCUCUCUGUUAGUGUAUACACGUAACUACUAAAAAUACAUUCUCAAAAUAUUUCUCGCAAAGAAACGGUCGUUAAUGUAAAUUGUGUUAUAUGAUCAUAUAUUGAUGCAUUAUGUCCGGUCAAUGUGUUAACACACUCAACGCAAACGUAGAUACACCCUGAUAAUUUACACAAACAGUUUUUGUUUGUUUUGCUUUUGCUUGUUAUGGUUUGGGUGUAGCUGCGUUUGUCGGGCUGUAUGCUAUAUAAAUAGGGUAAAAGACAUCUUUGAGGCCAAGUACUGUGGAACGCUUUCAUGCCACGUAGUCUUAAGAUAUAGUUAAGAUGUAUCAUUUGAAUCUUCUAAACGCUAACGUCAAAGCUACAAAACUGAACGUGCAGUAAGUGUGCGUUUUUCUCACAGUGUUUAACUGAUCGUAGAUGAAAUAAAAAUGAGAUAAAAGUGGGAUGAGGACGUUUCACAGUACAUCGUGUAAAUAUAGUUUCGUUCAAGCUUUUCCCUUUUGGAACGUGGAAAUUCAACAAUGCAUUGCUGCAUUAUAGGAAUUAUAUUGAAAAUGUUAAAAGUGUAAUAAACAAAGUUCUUAAUGAUUAUGCAAUCGGUGAAAUAAUAGAUAACAAUUUUGACAAUGCAAGUUUUUCAGUAAAUGAUCAACUCCUGUGGGAAGUUAUCAAAUUGACUAUAAGGGGAAAAACUAUAGCAUAUGCAAGUUGGAAAAAUAAGACAAAGAAAUUGGAAUCAGAAAUUUUGAAAUUACAAACCGACCCGUUGAUUUUUGAAAAUCAAGAAACCUUAAAUAUUCUGGAAGCAAAAGAAUUGGAACUAUAUAAUUUCUAGGAAGAACGAAUACGGGGACUGAUGAUCAGAGCAAAGGCUAGGUGGAAUAUGGAAGGGGAAAAGUGCACAAAAUAUUGUUGUCAUUUAGAACAAAGAAAUUAUACCGAAAUACUGAUUCCAAAAUUAGUUGGCAAUGACGGUUCCCAAAUUACUAAUAUUAAAAGAAUCUUAGAAGAACAGAGAUUGUUUUACAAAAACCUCUAUAACUCCAUUAAUCCAAAUAUAACUGGUAUUCAAAAGAAUACUUUUUUUUGUAAUGAUAAUCCAUUUAUUAAUAAACUUUCAGACAAAGAAAAAGAUCUUUGUGAAAGUGAAGUCACUGAAUCAGAAUGUGCAAAAGCUCUCUUUAAAAUGAAGAACUCUAAAUCUCCGGGUCUGGAUGGCUUUACAGUUGAAUUUUUUUUGGAAAAAUUUAAAACGUUUUCUUAUUAAUUCAAUUACUUAUAGUUUCGAAAAUAAACAAUUAUCCAUUACUCAAAAACAGGGAGUAAUAACCUGCUUACCAAAACCAAACAAAGCAAAAGAUUUUUUAAAGAACAGGCGCCCAAUUUCGCUACUGAAUGUAGAUUAUAAAAUUAUUACCAGUGUAUUGGCAAACAGAUUAAAAUCAGAUUUAAAUAACAUCAUCAGCGACACACAAAAGGGUUUUCUUAAAGGAAGAUACAUAGGCGAAUGCACAAGAAUUAUUUAUGAUUUAAUCGAGAAAACAGAUUAGAAAGAUAUAUCUGGAAUAUUACUUUUAAUUGAUUUUGAAAAGGCCUUUGAUACGGUGGAAUGGGAUUUUCUCGAUAAAACUUUAGACUUCUUUGGUUUUGGUAGCAAUUUUAAUAAAUAACGGAUUUUGCUGAAUUUUUUUCCCGAUCAAAAGAGGUGUGCGUCAGGGUGACCCUCUGUCGCCAUAUUUGUUUAUCAUGGUAGUAGAAAUACUAAGUGCUACAUUAAAAUUUUCUCCAGAUAUUAAUGGCAUUAAAAUAGGUGAAACAGAAAUUCUUGCGAGUCAGUAGGCGGACGAUUUUACUAUUAGUCUUGAAGAUGAUGAUACUGUAUUGAAAACAACUUUAGAUAUUUUAGAUGCAUUUGGCAAAUGUUCUGGUCUUAGAGCAAACUACGAUAAAACGGAGGCAAUAUGGCAAGGUAGGAAAAAGGGUAGCCACGAAAAAAUAUGUGCUGAAAGAAAAUUAAAAUGGAAUUUUACCGGAAAAUUUAAACUCCUUGGUAUCAAGUACGACCUUAGUAAAACUGAUACAACUUUUGUUAAUUAUUAUGAUAAAUAGCGGAAGUUACUCGUAUUCUGAAAAACUGGUCGCUUAUAAAUCUUACCAUAGCUGGAAAAAUAACCGUUGUUAAGUCACUUGCUAUCCCUAUUCUCGUGCAAUUAUUUACAGUUUUACCAAAUCCACCGUACCAUAUUGUUCAACAAAUAGAACAUAUCUGUUUUAAUUUUAUAUGGAAUGAUAAAAAAGACAAACUAAGAGAACUACGUUAAAAAAUAGUUACGAAAACGGUGGAAUGAAAAUGAUAGACAUAGAAAGUUUUAUUAAAGCUUUAAAAUUUACUUGGAUAAAGAAAUUUCUCGAUCCUUAAAAUACAUCUCCCUGGAAACUACUUCUGUUAGAUCAAUUAAAAAAAUAUGGAAACUUAAACAUUCUCUCUAAUGUUAAAAAAGAUAUGACAAAAAUUGUUGAAAACUUCAACGGCUUCUGGAGAGAUGUGUUUUUAGCUUGGGGUACGUAAUUUUAGGACAUGAAAAUGCAGCCAAUUUGGUUUAAUCACAAUAUAAAAAUAGAUAAUAACAUUGCAAGAACGGGGUAUAAAUAAGGUAUCAGAUUUAUUUGAAAACGAUGGCAACAUUAUGACCUUUCGAAAAUUUCAAGAAAACUUUAAUUUUCCGGACAUGAACAGAAUCCGUUUUUAUGGUGUUAUUACAGCCAUCCCAGGGUCGUGGAAAAGGUCAAUUCGUAAUCGGGGCAGUAAUAAUACUAGAGAUAAAGAAAAUAUCACGCUUAUAAGAACGUUGACGAAACCCAUCAAUACAUUUUAUUCAAAAUUAGUUUCUACAAUUUUAACUAAAAACCAAAAAGUAAUGGAAAAAUGGUCUCAAGACAUUACAAAUUUAGAUAUUAACUGGAAAUUUAUUUACUCGAUACCAAGGAGUUGCACUCAUGAUGUCAUUUUACAAAAUGUUCAGUUUAAAAUCUAUCACAGAAUACUAUGGACAAAUACGCUUCUGUUUAAAUUUGGUAUAAAAGAUGAUUAAAAAUGUACUUUCUGUAACUAUGAAGAUGAAGAUAUGUAUCAUCUUUUAUGACAAUGUAUUCAUGUGUGCACUAUUUGGAGAACUUUUUCAGACUUACUACAUGUAAAAUGUAAUAUAGAAAUUGAAAUAAGUACAAAGGACGCCAUCUUAAGUUACUCCGGCGAAAACAAUAACACAUUGCUAAAUUUCGGCUUUUUGAUAAUAAGACGUUUCAUAUAUAUCUGUAAAUGUAAGUCUAGUCUACCGUCAAUAGAAGGUGUCUUAAUAUUUUUAAAACACCAUCGAAAAAUUGAAUAUUUAGCUUACAAAAUAGACAGAUCAAAACAAGUUCACGAAGUAACUGAAAAAUGGCGCCCAUUUGAACAGUUAUUUAACUAAUUAGCAAUUACCUGAAACAAGAAAAAGA